Bacillus rossius redtenbacheri is the source of this 14931-nucleotide messenger RNA. RefSeq lists its product as uncharacterized. The transcript has 2 exons. Bases 7182 to 8339 code for a protein of 385 amino acids. Lineage: Eukaryota; Metazoa; Arthropoda; Insecta; Phasmatodea; Bacillidae. The record is from RefSeq and is a predicted model, not a curated record.
GAUAAGAGUAGUUUUGAAUGUCGCCACUCAGCUCCGAGCAAGAACGACAUGCUAUGUACGCGAUCACGCGUUUACUCUCUAGCCAGACGGCGCCAGGCUGUUCAAGAGGUUAAAAACGUUUCGUAAAUACUGCAGUUGUAACAUUAUGUCUAUGUUAUAAGUUGUUAACACUUACCAAAGAACUUUUUAAUUCCAAUUACAAUAAAAUAAAAUAUUAUUUUUUAUUGAUUAAUUUAUAUUUUGAUACUGUAACUAAAUUCUAACAAUUAAGAGAAACUACUUAACUAUGAGUAGUGAAAAAAUUAAUAUCAUUGCCAAAUAUAUUUGUGAAUGUUAUGAGAAAGUUUUAUAAUUUUAUGCAAUACCAGUUAAAAGAAAUGAAAUAUUUAGUUUUACACUAUUUUUAAUCGGUAAAAACAUCGUAGACAACAUUUUAUAUCAUGAAUAAAUUACAUAUUUCUAUACUUAUAUUUUUACAUAAUGACAUAGCCACAACUAUUGACUUUGCAAUGAUGCAUCAGCCGUAUCUGUGUGGUCAACAGUAUAAUAAUAAUGUUUACAUAACGUACGCCGUGUGUAACCGCAGCGCGAGGUUUGUGCCGUGUCGCCAUUCCCUGCCCGUCGUCUUCUCCCGAGCGGCCGUACGCAGGCGCUCCCCGCGUGGCCCGCGGCAACUACUUGCAGCCGGCCUGCAGCGGACAGCUGGCUCCCUCCGUGAAACACGAAGCAAAGUUUCGCGCGCUUUGAGCCUGUUCAAUGCAGUUAUUUUGUAAGCGUUUGUGAGUUGUGAGAGAAGCGUGUUUUCUGGCAGAGCAGAGAUUGUUUGUCUGUAAAGCAUGCCGAAGAGCCGAAUACCACCGAGCCGGAGAUACAAAAGAAGUAUUAAAUCUAAGAUCAAGCGAAGGUUUUGGAGGGAAAAAAAAGCACAACUUUACGAAACGGAGAAAUAUUCGACACAGGCAAGGUAAGUAAGCUGUGGAUUUAAGUGUACAUUUCAGCUACAAUAUUCCUCGCAAUAAUUUUGGUAGUGGCAUUAAAUAGAAACUUAGGUAUACUUAUGUACGCGCGUUAGAAGUUGUACAUUCUUGGCAUAGUAAAAACUUUAAUUACGCAUGAAAAUGAUUAAUAGAAAUAAAAUAAUACAUACGAUUGGUGAAGUGUAAAGCCGGAGUUACAAUAGCCCGUCGCCUCCAUCCGUCAUCCGUCCGUCAGUCACGUGAUCUUCGGCCAAUCAGAGAGUCCGAAAAAUUUCAUCCGUCCGUCCGUCCGUCGAAAGUUUAUCAAACUCAUACUUUCGACGGACGGACGGAUAGAUUAUGUCUGUGGUUUCAACUGUAAUAGUCAAUUGUCACUAGAUUAAAGGCCUAUGGUAUUUGUAUUGUCUCUUUCGGAUGUUUUUAUUAUGAAAUUUGCGUUUCUUAAAACUCAUUUCCAAUCAAUUUAAUUAUGACUCUAAAGUUUUCCAGGGAUAUACUAAUACAACAUGUGCAAAAACACAAUGUAAAUAUUAAAUAACAUCGAUAUAAUAUUCUGAGAGAUAUACACUGAUGGUAGUACUUACUUGGGAAAAUACUUUGACGGACGGAUUAAAUCGCGUUGUAAAUCGUUUGCGAGCUGCGUGGUUUUGACGGAUUUAAAAGUGACGGACGGAUGGCGGACGGAGGCGACGGACUAUUGUAACUCCGGCUUAAGUUCAAUCAAAUAAAUAUGUAUUCAAUAUUAAGUAUUUAGCAAGGCCGUCUUAAACUAUGCUGGGGCCCUUGGGCACACCAGAAUUUGAGGCCCUUUUGGAAAGUAAAGAUAGCGAAUUAUACCAACUUUUUUUUUAUUAUGAUCUUAUAUUUAUUACGGGCAAUCAAAUUAACAAUAUAACAUCUAUUUUAGGCCUCGUUUAGACUGUGUAGCUUGACUUUGGAAUUGGAGUGGUUUACAUUUUUGAUCGCAAGAUGGCAUUUUUAGUAAAUUAGGAUCCGUUCUGAAAUAUUAUUAAUUAGUGCAACCCGCAAACAAGCAUUUUUACGGCGGCGCUGUUAGGUACUGUGCUCUACAAAAAUGUUUUGAGAAUAAAUGUGAGAGCAAUUGUUGGUCCUUCGGGGCCCCAUAAGGAUGGGUGGCCCUGGGCACGGGCCCCGUGUGCCCUUAUGGUAAAGUCGGUAUUGGUAUUUAGUAUUUAUAAUUCAGAAAUCAAUAUUGAUAUAAACUCGUGUAUAAAUUAAAUAUUUUAAUUUAGUAAAAUAAUCGAGAUUAAUUGUAAUUAAUAAUGAAAAGAUAUAACUUAUACAAAUAAAUCGGUAAUACAGAAUCACCACCUCACCUUUUAUAAAAACAGUUGAAAAAGUUUAUAAAUACAAUUUCUAACACUAAUAUUCACAAUAAAUAAAUAGUUUUAAUAACAUGAACCAGUAUUUGUAUGUAGCCUUUUUUCAUCCCAUCAAUAUUUGUUGCUGGUGCGCACAUAUUGUAAAAAUUCAUUCCUACAUUUUUCCGUAACGCGGCUAAAGAAGUAUAACUCCAAAAAAAAUGUUUUUUGUACAUAGCUGCUACUUGUGUCCGGUUGAAACAUUGAAAAACAACGACAUUUAUAUCACGAAAGCUGGUUAAUUGGGAAUUACAUUAAAUUUCAAGCACAUUACUUUCUCCCAACCAUCAGUACUACAGUAGGUAGGUAUAUUGUAGCGACCCGAGAGGCGAAAUUCUGCAUUGGUAAAUAAAAAUAAAUUAAAUAAAUAGUACUCAUUAUUUAACAUUUAAUUCCAUAAGAUAAUCUAGAUAAAUUUUAUUUAUAAAAAAAAUUAAUACGCAUAAUAUUUGUAAUAAUAAUCUAAUGUUUAAAGGGUGUGAAUGGUUUUCGCUACCAGUACCUACUAAAUUAAAAUACUUAACCGAGUUGCUAGAAAGUUUAGACGAAAUCUGGAUUUAACUUACACGUGUAGGUAUUUACAAACGAUACAAAAUAUUUAUACUGGUAAAUGUUAAGAAUUAUAAAUUGAGAUAAAAGUUUACAAAAGUUAUCACUGAAGCGAAAUUUAAAAAAAAUAUGCUACAGUUAACCACUACUUAGAAAAAUAUAAUCAGGAAAUAUGCUGAACUGUCACUUCUACGACUUUAGAUUACAAAUUCAUAACUUUUAAAUUAAAGUAUUUUUAUAUUAAUUGUAAUUUUAAUACAGAAGUGAUGUUUUGGUAACAAUGUCAGGUUACAACACAGACGUCUGAAAGUAUUAUUAAAACGUUAAAUUUAUAUCUAUUAUUUGCAGAACAAAUUCAAGUUUAUAAGUGAUUAUCAGGUUAUAUCUCUUGCAUGGACUUUGAAAUUGCCAUAGUAACCAAUUUAAAAAGAGUAAUGGAUGUGUAAAUUCUGCAUACAUAAAAAAUUCAUAGCACGACACGUGGUUGUUUACCUGCGAAAAUAUAUUUUUUGCGCGUGCCAAGAGCUGUGUGAUGGUUGGUUUCCUGUCGUUAGACCGAAUGAUAUGUCCACCAGGUUCAAACAAUGUUGCAGCGGAGGACAUAGUUGCCAGCUGCUCCAGACUAACCGACCACACCACUACGUUCUUACUCAUAUACAUAGUUCAGGGGAAUGCAAACGCAAACGACCGAUCAAUUUUGUCGGCUAUAGUUUCGGUGCGGUGAAUUCAAAAGUAGAAAACAUCACCUUAUUAAUAUUUACAUUUACUUAUGAUUACGUAUUUUCAAAAUAAAAUUUUCAGUUUAAAAUUCACAAUAUUCUUUUAACUGCGAUAAUCCUUUUUUUCGAGUUUUCAAUUGGUAUUUAUUACUAAAAUUAUUGAUAUAUUAAUUGAUAGCAUGCCAAGAAAAAAGGAUACAGAAAGAAACUCGUGAAAACUAGGCUGGACAAAUAAUGUGAAUAAUCAUAAGAAACGUUUACGGUGAAUGUGUAUAAAUUUGUGACCAGCCGCGAUGUCUUAGGUUCAGGAGUACUUAGUAUUACUUAGCUCCUGAUUGUGGUCUAAAUAUGAAUUCGAACAAGGAUGUGUUUUCACAAAAACCUUUCAUUCGGAGAAUUUAUUAUCAUUGUAGGACUUAGAUCUCAAUGAACCUAAAUUUCCUGCAAUGUAAUUACUACACCUCGACAGAAACGGUGGUUAUAAAAAGUAAAAUAUUUAUAUUACAUUUACCUUUUGAUGAGUGCUUAGUUAUUAUGUUUACAAAAUUUUCAGAUCAGGUGAAGAAAUAUCCAGCUCAGAAAAAAGAUCACUUUCAAUAGCUGAUCACGAGAAACCCAAGGAUUCCUGUGAUGACUUCAAUUAUUUGGACAAUAAUUACGAGGAAAGUGAAAGUGACUUCCCCGAAAUUGUGGUCGAACAUGACAAUAAUCACAUGCCUCUAGAAGAAAGACUGCUGGGAAAUAGAUGUGUAUAUAUUUGCCACUUGAUGAAAGAAAUGGCAGUAAUAGAGGAGCAUAAAAAAACCUGUACUUUGGGAAAAUUCAUUUUGAAGUCUGAAAUUCGCUGUGGACUCUUUUCUACAUGGAAAUUCCAAUGCGAAACUUGUAAUGAAAUAAAAAAGAUUACCUCACAUGAACCAAAAUAUUUUGAUGACAUCAACGAUAGUGUAGUAUGGGGUGCUCUGUCAAUAGGAAUCGGACACAGCCAAGUAGAAGAAUUGCUCUCUAUAAUGGAUAUUCCUUCACUUUCAGGAGAAAAAUUUAGAAAACACGAAUCUUCAAUUGAACAGGUAAAACCAAAAUCUUCGUACAUUUUAUAAUAUAUUAUUCUACUAGAUAGUAAAGUUAUAGUUAUUAGCCGAGUUUCUUAUUUACAUCACUAUAUACGAUUAUUCAAAAUACGUGUUACAAUGCAAGAAGUUUGGUAUGAUACGGCCAAUCUAAUAACAGUUACUAGUAAACAUGGAAUCAGAAACGAGUAGUUACUUUUAUACAGGACGUCAAAGUAUGUUGGUUGGGCAAUAAAAGUGAUAAGUGAUAUGCGCUGACCUUGCAAUCAAUGUCAUCUAAUAGUUGGUCAUAAAGUUAAAGGUUAAAGAAACUGUUAGAAAUGGUAUCCAGCUAUACGGAUGCACGGUCGAUAACGACGGAGCAUGUUGUUUUCAGCCGUCGUUAGACGGGGCGGGAUAUCACCAUGGCGCCACAUUCCCCUGACCUCAUCAAGAUAGACUUUUCUCUGGGGCUACAUGAACUCACUAGUGUACGAGACUCCCGUGGAUUCUGUGAUGAACCUCAUCACUCGCAUUGAUUCUGCAGAUGCUGACGUUUAGGCUGCCCAAGACGUCAUAACAAUGGCUGAAGACAGCAUGCUCUGUCUUUGUUAAUCGUGCAUCCGUGAAGGUGGCUGCUAUUUUAUACAUUUAUUUUUAAUUUAGUGAGUAACUUCUGGAUGGCAUAAAUUGCAAGGUCAACGCAUAUCACGUUGAUUGUUGGUAGUAUUCCAACAUACCAACAAACUUUGACAUCAUGUAGCAAAGUAACGACUCGUUUACAAACCCAUGUUUUCUAACAACUGUUGUUCCACUGCCUGUGUACUACCAGCUCUACUGCAUUGUAACACAAAUUUUUAAGCAGCUUACAUACUUUACAUUGGUUUAUAAACACUGAACUAAAUAACUGAAGGCUAUGUAAGUCGUACAGUGAAAACUUAUGUCAUAACAGUUAAGUUAAAAGACUCCAAAAAUUAUACAAAUCGUUAUUUUCAGGCCUGGGAAACAUAUUUGACAGAAAAGAUUCAAAAAUCUGGCGAAGAAGAGAAGAAAAUAGCAGAAGGCAAUGAACAUUUUUGUAAUGGAAUUCCAUACAUAACAGUUGUAGGUGAUGGUGGUUGGGGAAAACGCACUUACGGACAUGGAUAUAAUUCAUCUACAGGAGUAGUGAGUAUGCAGUGACUACUGAAAGUAAUAUACAUACAGUAAUUCACAUACUGUGAAUAUUUUUUUCUUUAGGAUUGUUUAUUACUUUUCAUAAUAGUGAAUACCUAUACUAAUAAUCAACUGGAGAAAAACCUGCGUCCAAUGACAUAAUGCUAGAAAACUUCACAAUAUCAUCUACUGUCUCCUUUUAAUUUUUUUCUUUGGCUGCUGAUUUUGUGAAAAGCUGUUAAUUUUGUUUAUCUCAUAUGACAGAUAAAUCAUAAAUCAACUCUGUUAUUUUAAAAUAUCCGAUGCUGGUUGAAUUUCUUCAAUGGUCACUUAUACCUAUAUUGUAGAAAAAAAUCACUCUUUACAGUCUAGCCUAUCGCUAAGAAAAUAUCUCAUCUUGCCUGCAUGUGUAGAUAGUUAAUGCAGCAAACUAAACAUUAAGCUCUGUUAAUAUUUUAUACAUAAUUUUAAAGCUACAUAUACUUGCAUAUUUGUAAUUCAUGUUAAUUGGUUGUGUACAUGUAUUCACUCAAUCGCCUAUAAGUUGUUACAAGUUACUUUUCUGAUUUACAGGCUGUUAUAAUUGGACAAGAAACCCAAAAAAUUAUUUUUCUUGGAGUCAAAAACAAAUACUGUAGCAUUUGUUCCUUGGCAAAAUCAAAACACAAAGAUGUAUCAAAACACGUGUGCUACAAAAACCAUACAGGUUCUUCAACUAAAAUGGAGAGAGAUAUUAUCUGCGAAGGAUUCAAUCGCAGCAUUGAAAUGCAUGGACUCAUGUAUAAGCAUUAUACUGGAGAUGGGGAUUCUGCAGUUAUUGCAGCAAUUCAACAAACAUGUAGCUACGGACGACUAGUUACAAAAGUAGAGUGUGCUAACCAUGCUACUAGGGCAUUUUGUGAGAAAAUGCAUAAGUUAGCAACAAACACAUCAUACCCAUUAGAAGGUAGAAAACUUCUUUUGGAGACUACUGUUGAUAGUAAAAUAUCAAGACUAGAACGACUAGUCAAAGGAGUUAGAACGGCAAUAAAAGAAUCUGCUAAACUUGAUGGCAUUUGUGCAGUUGAAACACUUAGAGCAGAUUUGCGAAAUGCUCCAGAACACGUGUUUGGGUGCCAUGAAAAUUGUAGGUCAACAUUCUGCAAAAGAAAAUCAACUGGAGAAACAAAUCUUCUUCCUGACCUGGAAAAAGCUGGACUCCUCCAACCUCUCCGAAUUUUAAUAGCUAAUUUGGAAAAGAAAGCUGACAAACUCGUUAGUAACAGCACCACGAACUCCGCAGAACGGUGAGUACCAUUUAAUAUUUUCAUAGCUUAUGUAUGUUAAAUAGUUUAUAAGCUUAUAUUUACAAUGUUAAAUAUUAUCCUAUAUGUGGGCAAUGUUUGUUACAGGUAUAUGUCUCUAAAUGCUAAGUUUACUGGAGGUAAACGCAUUGAUUUUGGUAAACGAGGAAGCUACUACAGACGUUGUUAUGGAGCAGCUAUCGCACACACAAAUGGCCCGGGCUGGCAUUCUAGUCCCUGGAAGAAAAUGCACGGCCGCAGUCCCGGUUCAGUGUGUAAACAACUAUGCCACAAACGUGAAGAGAAGUCUUCGAAACGAAAACUUUACUAUCAGGAGAAAGGUGCGCCCAAAAAAAAAAGGAAACGAGGAGGAGGCCCCGAUGAACACUAUGGAGAUGAAGAUUUAAUACCAGAACCUGACAUUCCAGAACAAGAUUUGGCAUACCGCUGCGACCAAGUUUUACGUAAGCUUAAAGAAGAAGCUGACACCAAAGAAAAAAUAGAUUCCAUAGAGAUCGCAACACGUGGUCAGCAUGAUAGUGAAAAAUGGCACGAGUAUCGCCUCAAUCGUCUUACUGCAUCAAAUUUUGGAACAGUUAUCAACAGACGCGAUAACACAUCCUGUCACAAUUUCGUCCGAAAUUUGUUAUUUCCUAGGGAAUUUAAUUCUUUAUCAGUAAUGUAUGGGAGGGUACACGAACCCGAAGCAUUGUUAAAAUACAGUGUUGCAAAAGGAGUGACUGUAAACCCAUGUGGUCUCUUUAUUUGUGGUGAUCAACCUUUCCUCGCUGCAACUCCUGAUGGUCUGGUGGAUGAAGAUGUGAUAGUAGAAGUUAAGUGUCUACCCUCUGUAAAAGACAGAAAGUUAGUGGAUGCAGUACAAGACAAAAAAUCGUCAGUUUGUUUGGAAUUAAAAAAUCAUCAGCUACGAUUAAAAAGAAAUCACAAAUACUACUAUCAAGUUCAAGGGCAGCUGAACAUUUCAGGGAGAAGAUAUUGUGACUUCGUAGUAUUAACCGAAAACGAUUUCUUCGUUGAAAGAAUAGAAAAAGAUGAGAACCUAUGGAUGAAUGUGAUGAUGCCAAAACUCCAGAAAUUUUAUAUUAACUGUGUAUUGCCAGAAAUUGUAGAUAGCAGAAUCAAGAGAAAAAUGAGUAUUCGAGACCCACUCUAUAUUAUUCAAGCACAGGAAGAAAUGAAAAAGAAAGCGAAAUCUAAGAAAUAAGGCGCCAAAGUGUUUUCACAUCAAAUUUGUGCAUAUGUAUAAUAUAAUAUUAAGUAAAUGGCGUAUUGUUUGAGUAAAUUUUCCAAUAACUUAUUUCCUAAAUCUUAACAACUGACAAAAAUUGGCACCGCAAGACUUCGUUAUUUUAAAUCUUCAUAACGGUGCAGUGUUAAUUAUUUUGUGUUCAUAUUUGUAAAUACUCUUCACAAAAAGAGUUAUGUUAUGUUAGUUUUUGAGCUGCACUACUCUUAAAAAUAUUAUUGUUACAUUUUUUACAACACAUCUUGAAAUAAUAUGCAAUAACAUUAUUUGGAUUCGUUAUAGUAGGCCUACAGCAUUACGAACUCAGGAGAAUAUUUAAGAAUGUGUUUGGUAACGAAAGUGUUGAACUAUUUAAGCUUAAAACAAUUUAAAUAUCGCAAUGUUCUAGACAUAGUUCGACGUCCAGUGACUUGCAAGUUAAAAAAAAAAUAAAUACCCAAUUCUGUGAUAGAUUAAAUAAACUUAUUUAAGAUGCUACCAACUAUGUAAGAGAACUAAAGCGACUCGAAGCAGAGACCAUUCCGGCGUCGAUUAUGAGAAGACGGAUGGGUUUCUGCACUCGACGUAGUGUACUUGAAUUGCUGCAGUUCUCAUUGUCCUCGUCCUGCUACCGACUACACCGACGGAACACCAUCAGCCACGACGCAUACUAUAUACGCCUCUCUGUCUCAGCAAGCGUAAGUCAUUCCAAAUCAAAGUACCAUUUGUGUGUGUGUGUGUGUGUGUGUGUGUGUGUGUGUGGGCUCUAGUGCUUUAAAAUAAUAUUUUAUAAAUAUAACGUUUAUUCCGGUUUGGCCUAGGCGCAUGGCGGAAGUAUUGAAAUACUUCCAGGGUAUUUAAGUGUUGUAAUUUAUUGUGUGUAGCUACUAUAUAUUUAUACUUUGGUAUAUGUUUUCUAAUUUAAUCUUCACGAUCAAAACUAUUUUAGUAUUUACUAUAUUUGUUUGAAAUUGUAUCAGAUAUCAUAAUUUUAAUUUAUAUUGUGUAAUAUUUAAUUAAUUUGGUCAUUUGGUAUAUAUCAAAAACAGUUUUACAGUCCUUAAUGCAAUUUUAUCUGUUCUCUGAGCAUUCCUCGUUCUGUAAAGAACUUAUGUCACAACUUAGGCACAGAGAGUACACGAGCUGCAGCCAUCGGCAAGUGUUUGUUUGAUAUUUGCAGUCUGUUAGGAUACCGAGUCCUAGGAGCUGCAACACAUAAAUCUUUAAUAUAUAUAUAUAUAUAUAUAUAGCCUAUAUAUAUAUAUUCAUACUCAAACGGUAUUUUUUAAACAAACCUUGAUAUUCUAAGUAGGUAUAUAAUCUUCACAUUUUACACAUUGUAACCUUUGUACACCUACUGUAUAGCAAACGCCACUUUAUUCAGUGAGCUCUCUGUUGAAUCAGUUAGCUACAUAGAAGGUUACAGAUAAAGAUUAACAUAAAAAGUGACCACAAACCCUAGUAUGCAAAAAAAAUAACAACAAUUUAACAUUAGGGGCAACCAAUAAAACAUUUAAUUGUAAUUAUCGAAAAAAAAUGUAUUCUGUUUAAACAAAAUUUCAUUUGAAGCAGUAAAAUAACAAUUAUUAAAAUUGGACAAAUACUUUAGUUAUAGAAAUUAAUGUCAAUAAAAUAAAAUUUAGUUUGAUGCAGUAAAAUAACAAUCAUUAAAAUUGGACAAAUACUUUAGUUAUAGAAAUAAAUUUCAAUAAAAUAGAUUGUUCAAUUAAUUUUACACAGUUAAUAGAAAUUAUGACCAAAGUGAUAAUGAUAUAUAUAUAUAUAUAUAUAUAUAUAUAUAUAUAUAUAUAUAUAUAUAUUUAUAUAUAUAUUUAUAUAUCGGGUCAAACCAAUCCAGUCCAAACUAGACUAAAAUUGUAAAAUUGCAUUUAGGACGGCACACUAGAACAAAAGUUUUAGUUUUCUCAGGGAUAAUUGCACUCGGUCUAGCUCAACGGUGGAAUCAAGUUCUCUUGGUUACAGACCUCUGAGUGUGCCGUCGACAGUUUAAACUCAUUUAAUAAUUUAAAUUUCAGGCCACAAUGUUCAAAACAGUUAAUGGAAUAAAGGGAAAACAGUUUGUAGAAGCUUAUAGGGCUUUAGGGGGCUCAUGUAAGUCGCAGGAGGUACGGCGUCAGUAUCCCCGAGCCACGCACAGGAACGAUAAUGGCCUACCUCUAGGCUGAUGCUGUCUCUGGUGGUAUGCCGCAGAUAUCUCGUCCCAGAAGCGUGCACUCGGAAGUCCUGUUGUACAACCACACUACGGCUAUAAUGGGUAGAUUUUAUAACCACUCAAACGUUCUAUAUUAAAACUUUUACAUCGCCUGGAGCAGCAGUGGCCUGCUCCAAGCCUACACCCUUAUCAGCAAGAUGGCGAACUUUUUUAAAAACUUGUUCCUUCGGCCCUAAAACCCACGCUAACUUCGUUUGAAAGCCCGGGCAACAAAGCAUUGUUUCCCGGAGCCAAUCAACGUCCGCAUAGCAUGAUUAGAUCACGGAAAAGCAGUUCAAAACGAAACUUAUCAAAGUCACAAAAACGGUUCAGAAAUAAAAUAUAAUGGUCCGAAAAUUCAUUAAAAUCCACCAAAAUAAUAAUUUAGUUAAGUUCAUAGCCGAAAAUGUCACUUUUAAAUACCGUCAGAAAAAUGUAAACAAACAGACUGGUUGCUAUGGCAACGACGGCAUCGUGGAUAGCGGCGCGCGCAUAGAGAAAAUAACUCUAUAAUCACGUGUGAUUAUAACAUACACAAGGAAAAAUAAUAAUUUUAUAUUUAUUUAUGUUUAAAAAAGACAAAAACAAUUCCAAUAAUUCUUAGGAAGCCUUGCAGUAACCUUCAACUCAUAUUUUUUUUCAACCUGUAAAGCUAAAAUUGUGGGUUUUAGCAAACGAAAGUGCUACUCUUAUGAAGUGCAAUACAUUAUAGGAAUCUUUUUUUUUUUCAUAUUAAGAUAGUAAUGAGGAUUUUCUGUAUUAAACUAAACUAACCUAUUUAUUAUCCUUUGGACGGAUGUUUUCCUACAAACGAUUUUGUCGAGAAUCUUCAUCACUAGUCGGGAAGUAAUUAGAACAAAAUACGACAGUUAUGUGAUCCGAUAUCGACACGCUUUUUUUCGUGGACGACUAUUUUAUAAUCUCUGUGUCAUAAAACGAAAAACUACAUAAUAUAUUCCCGGCAGUCGCAACAUGGUAACGACUACAAUAACGGUAAACAUUUCUAGCAACCCCAACAAAUAUGUUAACAUUUUCUUACUGUUUAUAAGAAAUCUGAUUUGUGCCAGGCUUUAUUUAUAGUAUUUCAAUAACAGACAAAACAUGGCUACGUUUUUAUAAUUAAAAAGAAUAUAAUAGGAAGAGAUCAAUUAGUCAAUGUGAGUGGCACAGUUGUUCUUUUGGGUUCGGGCCCACCCAUAAUUUUGUAAUAAAAAAAGUUUAUACUAUUUAAGUGCAAGUUUUUAUACAAUUGUGUUAAGUAAAAAUUUACUAUUAUAGGUGAGCUGAGCAAUUAUUAUUCAACUUGUUACAUAUGCAUAUAAUAAUAUAAUAAGACGCAAAAGAAAUGUUAUACAUACAUAAGUAUAGAUACAUGAGUAUUUUUGUUUGAAGGCCUGUAUACAGUAAAGAGGCAAGCCUACUAGCUCCCCUACUAAAUGGCCAAUAAACGAAAUAAUCUUGCAAAAGAAAAUAAAAAAAUUACCCUGGAAAACGAAAUGUUUUUAUUGCAAAUUAUAUGUAAAAUGUCUAAGAAAUAUAAUAAUGUAAAAAACCUAGUACACAACUUUUCUUUAAAAAUGGCCGAAUUAUAGGUGGAAAUACUCAAGUCUGAAAAAUUUGACAAAUGUUUCUGUAUUUAAAAAACCUAUUUGUUAUUAUUCAUUGAGAUUUGAUUAUUAUUAUUAUUUUUACUUUCGGUGAAAGCGUGUCUCUUAUUUUUGCAGUGUUGAGUUUCUUAAAAUUAUAAGCAAUUAAUUCGCUUACCAGUUAGUUUCCAUGUAUUUCAAACUAGGAAAUAUGCAGCGCAUGAUACGUUGAUAAAUUUCAACGUAUUUAUUAACAUCAAUAAUAAUAAUUAAUCGACUUAUCUUAGAUACGAAAGCUAAACGUUAUAUAUAUAUAUAUAUUUAUUUAUUUAUAUAUAUAUAAUUGUAUAGCACACAGUGCGCAGGAAGUAUAUGUGUGGAUGAAGCAUCAGAGAAUUGAGGAAGAAAAUUAAACACAGUCGAAUAACUAUCUGUGAAAAUACGGUAUUAUAGGCGUGCCAUGGAACACAUGUAAACGCAAAAUUUUGUUCCUUGCUGACGUCAAGCUUCGGAACGGGCAGCAAGUACCAGGCGACCGACUACGAGUGGGUUCUGCAACUCUCAGCUGCCUCUCUGUGUCACCGUUUCCCCCUCCCCCUGAGCAAACACCAAGCCAUCGCGACCAGGGGGUGGCAACUCUAAUAGGCCAUUAUGUACCCAGAUACUAUUUUUAAUCUGCACAACAGAUAGCGCUAGUAGAUUGACCUAGUUCUUUUGUAAAUUCAUAGGUAGCGUUAGUGUUCAUAAUCAAAUGUCAAUUGAAUGUUUAUAAGAAACUAAAUUUAUGCAAUAAAUACUAAUAAUGCAAUAAAUAUAGUGUAAUAUUAAUUUAUUUUGAUUUCAAAAACAGUUGAUUUGUAAAAAUUGUUUUUUUUUGCAGUAAUAUUCGUUUACAGAUUGAUUUGAGCAUUAUAGUCGCUCUUUUUUUUUUCGGUUUGUAGUAGAUUUUGGUCGAGUGAAAGAUGGAUUUUACAAUGGAGUUUGAUUUAUCAUUUUGAAUUAUUUUCCUAUAUGAUUGUGAAUUAAGAAGCCGAUGAAGAUGCCUGUGAAUACACAUCAAUGUUUUGUGUCUUCGUGCAGGAACAGUAUUACUGUUAAUCCUGAUGUGACAACAUUCAGAUUUCCAUGAAGCCGAAGCAAGUUAUUGAAGUGGAUUGCUGCAAUUGGCUAUGACCUUGAUGCCAGUAAUGCUGAAACAUUUAAAACUAAAUAUGUAUGUUCCGAACAUUUUGAUAUUGGAGCUUUCACUACAUGUGACUGCAUCAAAUUGAAUCGUGGUGCUGCUACAACAUAUUUUAAUUCUGUGGACAGUGAAGUAUGGAUCUAUUGUUAUAAUUUAUUAUGUCUAGAAUGCUGCCAAAUAUAGGUGAAAUGUUUAUGUUACAUAACAUAACUUGUAAGAUCUACUUGUGCAGAUAUAUAUUUUCACCUGCCUCUAAGGUCCUUUGUUAUUCACAGGUAGCAUUUACAUGUGAUGAAGCAGUAUUUAACAUUAUUGGUCAACAUGCAGUCCAUCAUUACAACCUUUGUACAGGCGCAUACAAACAUAUAUGUGUGGGGUAUUUCACACUUUUUAUUUGAUGUUAAAGAUUGGUAUGGUGACCGGGAUACUUUUUUUUAUUAAACCUCCUACACAGUUCUCUACUGUUUCCCUUAUCUGUUGCCUUAACAUUUUUUUCCGAUCAGUCCAAUUCCUUGAAUCACAUUGCAAAAAAAGUCACAAUACAUGGGAUUGGGCCACUCUCUUCAAAGAAUUGUAAUUCGAGUUUAAACAUAGCAAGGCUGACCAUAAAUUGUAGAGGAAAAUUUAAAAUGUUGAUCUUCAACAUAUUUAUAACCUAUGAUCAUGUGAUGUAUAUACAGCUAGUUAGAAAGUAAGUUGUAGUAUAGUAUGCAAUUGAACCUUCAAUAAGUUCUACAUCCACACUUAAAAACUUAUUUUACUUGAUGUUUUAUGUUCAAUAACUAUUCAGUAUAAAGGUUUUUUUUUACAUUAUAAACUACAAAAGUAUUCCGAUUUGUAAAUGUAAUGAAAUUCCACUGAGCCCUCUACCUUUUUUUUAACUACCAUUUCUGCCGUGUGGCCUUUUUUUUCUUACUUUUGUGUUCAUUAUAAGUUACAACCACUCAUUUGAUUUAUUGUGUUAAAUUAAAUGAUAUUUAAAAUUGGAUGUCACUUCAUAAGAACAUUCAGGAUUACCUGUAUUCACAGCGCACAAUUAUACAAAAGUUUUUUAUGUAUGUAAAAGUGUUUUACGUAAGCCAGUGGACACAUACAUGUAUUGAGUAACAUGAGAAAAUUGAAAUAUCUAAAAUAAAAUUAAAAGGUUACAAGCUUUUAUAUACAUGCAGCUCCCAAAAAAGUCUGCAUACUAAAAAAUAACACAUGCUUUUAAAUGAAUUCUUACCAUCUUAUAAACUAGUAGUAUUUUGUUAUUUGAUUUCAAAUGAAUUGUUUUUGGUUAAUUUAUUUGACUGUAGGGAUUAAAUAUCAUUUGUAGAAUAAAGUGUGAAAAGUAGUAUUGAUCAAUUUAACUGUAAGUACUAAAUAUGUGUUACAUUUCUUGUAAGUUAAAAUUGUUCAGGUAUUAUAAAUUAGCUGAAAAAAGCAAACUCAUGACUAGAAUAAAUUGUACUGUUAGGUAUGUUUCGAAGAAAGACUACCUGUUGCAGUCGUUACCAUGUGUAUGUACCACAUUUUUAUUGUCAUUAUAACUGCCAUAAUUUUGUACAAAUAAAUCACUUAAUACAUAAAAUAUGGUUAUGGAAAUUC